GCGUGAGUGAGAGAGGGAGAGUGAGAGCGAGAUAGAGAGGGAUAAAGAGAGAGAGGGAUAAAGAGAGAGGCUUUAAGCUUAAUAUGAAGUUAUUAAUGACGAAAAUCCUUCAUUACCACCGAACAACUAUAUUGUUAUUUAAACGACGUGGUUGAAAUAAUACAUAGUGAUAGGCUAUUGAUCGAUCAUUAGGACUUACAAUUUUUACCGAUGAUCAUUAUUUAAAUCGACCAUACUAGUGAGCGUGCAUUGAGGGGGCAUAGCGAGGAGUACAGAUGGGGUAGAGAGAAAGAGAAAGACAGAGAGAGCAAGAGAGAGAGAGAGAGAGAGAGAGAGAGAGAGAGAGAAGCGCGUUACCUACAUCUUUUCCUCUGAUUCCUUUUCUCCAUCAUCUGUAACGAGGAUAUAUUAAGAGGGGAAAAUGCUCUUUCUUCAAGCCAUCUUAAGAAGAAGAAUACACAAAGAUGAUGGUCCUUACUCUAAAGGGAACAAGGACUCACAAGGGACAGACAAUUCCCUGCCCUCCAGGAGACAGAGUAUCCCAGAAGAUCUGCGGGGUGUGACGAUAGUAGAGCUGAUUAAGAAGGAAGGCAGCACCUUGGGCCUCACCAUCUCCGGAGGAACAGACAAGGACGGAAAGCCCCGCGUCUCCAACCUACGACCAGGAGGACUGGCUGCCAGGAGUGAUCAGCUGAACGUUGGCGACUACAUCAAGUCAGUCAAUGGUAUCAACCUGACCAAGCUGAGACAUGAAGAAAUCAUCAGUCUGUUGAAGAACGUGGGAGAACGAGUGGUGCUGGAAGUAGAGUAUGAACUGCCCCCUUCAGCACCAGACAGCACAUCAGGUGUGAUUUCCAAGACAAUCGAGAUAUGUUUGCACAAAGAAGGCACCAGCUUCGGCUUCGUCAUGAGAGGGGGCUCACACGAAGACUGGAACAAAUCACGCCCCCUGGUGGUGACAUACGUCCGGCCGGGAGGCCCUGCAGACAGAGAGGGCACUCUGAAGCCAGGCGACCGUCUGAUGAGUGUUGAUGGGGUACCUCUCCACAGUGCCAACCAUGGAGAUGCCCUCACUGUGCUCAACCAGUGUGGUCAGGAGGCCCUUUUCCAGAUCGAGUAUGACGUCUCUAUCAUGGAUACUGUGAUGAAUGCAUCUGGUCCCCUAUUGGUGGAGAUCGCCAAAUCACCGGGGGCAGCUCUCGGUAUCACCUUGACAACCGCCACCCACAGGAACAAGCAGGUCAUCGUCAUCGACAGGAUCAAAGCAGCUAGUGUGGUGGACAGGAGUGGAGCCCUCCAUAUAGGAGACCACAUCCUGUCCAUCGAUGGGACCAGCACGGAGCACUGUUCAGUCCUGGAGGCCACACAGCUAUUAGCCAGCACCUCAGACCAGGCCAAGCUAGAGAUCCUCCCCGCCCACCACAGCAGACUGCCCAGCAAACCCCAGGACACUGUGAAGGUUCAGAAGAGUGACAACCCCCACUCGUGGGACCCCUGUGUGAACUACUGCCCCCCCCAGCACCCCUCCUCUCACUGUAAGACAAACACCUGGACCACCUCCUCCAACCCCUCCAGCACACAGGAAUAUUGCAAAUCCCUAGUGUCGACCAACUUCUCCCCCGGUUCCACCACCACCACCACAUCAGGCCCUGGGUCGACCAGCCAGAUCUCCAGUACCCUGCCCCGUACAGCUGUCCCCAUGAGUCCACGCAACUCCAUGAUGAAGAGACGACAGAGGAAAAAAGAACUUAAGAGCUCAUCUGUGUCACUGGCAUCCAGUACAGUGGGCCCUGGUGGUCAGAUCGUCCACACAGAGAGCAGUGAGAUCACCCUGAGAGGAGACCCUCUAAACGGCUUUGGGGUCCAGCUACAGGGAGGCAUCUUUGCUACAGAGACCCUCUCUGCUCCGCCACUCAUACGUUUCAUAGAGCCGGACAGCUCGGCAGAGAGGUGCGGCCUGCUGCAGGUUGGAGACAGACUCCUGUCCAUCAACGGAAUCCCCACGGAGGAUGGAACACUGGAAGAGGCCAAUCAGCUUCUCCGAGACGCCGCUCUGGCCAAUAAGGUCUCUCUUGAAAUAGAGUUUGACGUCGCAGAGUCUGUUGUGCCCAGUAGUGGAACAUUCCAUGUGAAACUGCCGAAGAAGAGAGGGGUGGAGCUGGGCAUCACUAUCAGUGCCAGUAAGAAGUCUGGAGAGCCUCUAAUCAUCUCAGACAUAAAGAAAGGCAGUAUGGCUCACAGGACUGGUACCCUGGAGCCAGGUGACAAGCUGCUGGCAAUAGACAACAUCAGACUGGAGAACUGUUCCAUGGAAGACGCCUGUCAGAUCCUACAACAGGCAGAGGACCUGGUCAAACUCAAGAUCCGCAAGGACGAGGACAACUCAGAUGAACAGGAGACGUCUGGUUCUAUCAUCUAUACGGUAGAGCUGAAGAGAUAUGGAGGCCCCCUGGGCAUAACCAUCUCAGGAACAGAGGAGCCAUUUGACCCGAUCGUUAUCUCUGGCCUCACCAAGAGGGGCCUGGCUGAGAGGACCGGAGCCAUCCAUGUGGGAGAUCGUAUCCUGGCUAUCAACAGUGUCAGUCUGAAGGGAAAGCCGCUCAGCGAGGCCAUUCACCUGCUACAGAUGGCCGGGGAGACGGUCACACUCAAGAUCAAAAAACAGGUCGACAUAACAGACGAGAAGAAGAAGGAUGGAGAGAUGGAGAAUGAUUUGAGUGACACCGAGGACAUAUCAGACAUGACAGACUCUCAGAAGACCAACAAGCUGUCAGAGAUCUACUCCACCACCAUACCCAGUGUGGACUCUGCCAUGGAGUCCUGGGACGGAUCCGGCAUCGACGCGGGCUACGGAAGCCAAGGAACCUACAUCCACCAGGCAGCAGGCAUCGCCCUGCACCCCCAUGAGUGGAGGAGUGCCAAGCAAAGGAACAGCACCCCACCCCCGGGCCGCCGUAGUAAGAACUACCCUUUCAGUGACGGGGGCUUCAGUGAAGACGACUGGGACAAACCUUCAGGAUACACCAGCCAGCCUCAUAGUGACGGCAUCAUGCUAGACCACGAGGACAGUUUCUGGUGUCAGGCCCUGGAAGACUUGGAGACCUGUGGACAGUCUGAGCUGCUCAGAGAGAUAGAGGCAUCCAUCAUGACGGGCAGUGCCAUCAGUAUUGGGGUGGAUGGUAACAAGUCCCAUGCCAUCUCCCACCCUGGGGACCCCGUCAGCCAGCCCCGCGUCAGCCCUCUACGGAGGAGCUCCCUCCUGCACCACGAUGCCAAGACCCACCUGCACCAGGAGGUCCACCUCCACCAGGAGGCCCAUCUGCCCCCGGAGGCCCAGCUCCUGCACCACGAGGCCAGGACCCAGCUGCAUCAUGAGGCCAAGGCCAAGAACACACUCCGGGUGUCUGAGAAGACCUGGGAGUCCCGCAGAAUCAAGGAGGAGAUGCAGGAGAUCCUAUCCCCGAACCCUCUUGAGCUACACAAGGUGACGGUGAUGAAGGAUCCAGAGAGCGAUGACUUCGGCUUCAGCGUCUCCGACGGGUUCCUGGAGAAAGGUGUUUAUGUCAACAUGAUCCGUCCCGAGGGCCCGGCUGACCGUGCAGGCCUGAAACCAUAUGACAGGAUCCUACAGGUGAACCACGUGCGUACCAGAGACUUUGACUGCUGCCUGGCUGUCCCCCUGAUCACCGAGGCCGGGGACAAGCUGGAGCUGGUGAUCAGCAGGAACCCUCUGGCCCAGCAACUGCACCAUGAACCGGACUGUCUGGACCAGGACCAAGGACUUCUCAUCUCUGCACUGCAGUCCAACAGUAGGGAGCACCACCACUAUGCCACUACAACUCGAGCCAUGGACCUGUGAUUUACAGACACGCAGUACAGACACACGGAACCACAGACCAGGAAUAAGGACUACUGAUUUCUGCACUGCAGUCCAACAGCAGAGACCACCACUACAACCCGAGCCAUGGAUCCUGUGAUUACAGACACAGACUACAGUCACACCAAGCCACAGACCACGACCAUGGAACUGUAUCUGAAUCUACAACCGCAAACAAAACCAUGUGUUUACAGACACACCAAUGACCUGUGACUUUACAGCCUGCAGACACACCAAUGACCUGUGACUUUACAGCCUACCGACACACCAAUGACCUGUGACUUUACAGCCUACAGACACACCAAUGACCUGUGACUUUACAGCCUACAGACACACCAAUGACCUGUGACUUUACAGCCUACCGACACACCAAUGACCUGUGACUUUACAGCCUACAGACACACCAAUGACCUGUGACUUUACAGCCUACAGACACACCAAUGACCUGUGACUUUACCUGUGACUUUACAGCCUGCAGACAUACCAAUGACCUGUGACUUUACAGCCUACAGACACACCAAUGACCUGUGACUUUACAGCUUACAGACACACCAAUGACCUGUGACUUUACAGCCUACAGACACACCAAUGACCUGUGACUUUACCUGUGACUUUACAGCCUACAGACACACCAAUGACCUAUGACUUUACAGCCUACAGACACACCAAUGACCUGUGACUUUACAGCCUACAGACACACCAAUGACCUGUGACUUUACAAACAAAAGACACACAGUCAAAGACAAGCGCCAUGGACCUAUACAUACUACAGACACACUUUGGGCCUGUGAUUACAGACACACCAUGUCUCAGACCUGUAACUACAGACCUAUAACUACAGACCUGUAACUACAGACCUGUAAAUACAGACCUAUAACUACAGACCUAUAACUACAGACAUGUAACUACAGACAUAUAACUACAGACCUGUAACUACAGACCUAUAACUACAGACCUAUAACUACAGACCUGUAACUGCAGACCUGUAACUGCAGACCUGUAACUACAGGCCUAUAACUACAGACCUAUAACUACAGACCUACAACUACAGACCUGUAACUACAGACCUGUAACUACAGACCAGUAACUACAGACCUGUAACUACAGACCUAUAACUACAGACCUGUAACUACAGACCUGUAACCACAGACAUAUAACUACAGACCUAUAACUACAGACCUAUAACUACAGACCCAUAACUACAGACCUGUAACCACAGACAUAUAACUAUAGACACACAGAGACAGAACAACAGACCAGCAUCACAGACCUGUAAUUACAAACACACUGAACCACAGACCAGCAUCACAUACCUGUAAUUACAAACACACUGAACCACAGACCAGCAUCACAGACCUGUAAUUACAAACACACUGAAACACAGACCAGCAUCACAGACCUGUAAUUACAAACACACUGAACCACAGACCAGCAUCACAGACCUGUAAUUACAAACACACUGAACCACAGACCAGCAUCACAGACCUGUAAUUACAAACACACUGAACCACAGACUAGCAUCACAGACCUGUGGCCAGGGGUUCCACUGACACGGAACCACAGACCAGCAUCACAGACCUGUGGCCAGGGGUUCCACUGACACGGAACCACAGACACUACCCGUGGUGGCUGGACUUGUACCGACAGCUACACCGUACAGACUCACAGAACUCUGUCUUCAGCCCUAUCAAACACUGUAAAAAAAAUUAUAAUGUGAAAAUGUUUUUACAGAUUCCUUUAUACCCCAAGUCUCGUGUUUCCUGUGUUGUCAUUAUGUCAACCCCUUAUAUAUAUAAAUAUAUAUAUAUAUAUA
Messenger RNA from Oncorhynchus mykiss (rainbow trout), 5690 nucleotides. The record is from RefSeq and is a predicted model, not a curated record. Lineage: Eukaryota; Metazoa; Chordata; Actinopteri; Salmoniformes; Salmonidae.